CAUCUUCUUCUUCAGCUACUCUGGUAUGAAGCUGGAUCCCGCAAGAGAGAUCUUGUAAGAAUGCAGAGAGACCAGAAGUCUAUGUGAUUCGUUCGGACAUUCCGACAAGAAGCGAUGUCGAGGAGCUGUCGGCUUCUCCUCUCCCGCGCUUCACUCUGUUAUCGUCUUCGCUCUGAUUAUCACCAUCAUCGUCAUCAUCACAGCUUCCACAGUUUCAUCAAACGUAACUCAACUCGAACAUCAAUCAGAAUCAAUGCCUUCCUGUCCGAUCCAUCUCCAUCCACAUCACCGAUUAGUUCCAGAGUCAACGCGCGUGUUCUGUUCUUCUCAACUUCAACUCCAACUCCAAAUCAAGACCAACCCCUCUCUAAAUCCAACAGCCAAACCAACACGACGUCGUCCCAGAAGAUCCUCCGCACGAUCUUCAGCAACCUAUGGAUGAAAGACAACCCAGAGCUCCGUCUCAGAGUCCUCGCCGCGUUAGCCUGCCUCGUCGGAGCCAAGUUCUUAAACGUUCAAGUUCCUUUCCUCUUCAAACUAGCCAUCGACUCACUCUCCUCACCCUCUUCCUCAUCAUCAUCCAUCGCUACCACAAACCCUUACCUCCUCGCCGCUUUCGCCACUCCUUCCUCCGUCCUCAUCGGCUACGGCAUCGCCCGAUCUGGUUCAUCCGCCUUCAACGAGCUUCGCACUGCAAUCUUCUCCAAAGUAUCUCUCCGUACCAUACGCUCCCUCUCGAGAAAAGUCCUCUCUCAUCUCCACGAUCUCGACCUCCGCUACCAUCUGAACCGAGAAACAGGGGCCUUGAACAGAGUCAUCGACCGCGGUAGCCGCGCGAUUAACACGAUCCUCUCGGCGAUGGUUUUCAACGUCGUUCCGACAAUCUUGGAGAUAUCUAUGGUCUCAGGUAUAUUAGCUUACAACUACGGAGCUGUUUUUGGUUUGAUCACUUGUCUCUCUGUCGGAUCGUACAUAGCUUUCACAUUGGUUGUGACGCAGUAUAGAACCAAGUUUAGAAAAGCUAUGAAUAAAGCUGAUAAUGACGCUGGCACGAGAGCCGUUGAUUCGCUCAUAAACUACGAGACUGUUAAGUACUUCAACAACGAAAGCUACGAAGCUCGAAAGUACGAUGAGCUGCUCGGGAGAUACGAGGAUGCUGCCUCCACGACUCAGAAAAGUCUCGCAUUUUUGGAUUUCGGACAGAGUUUGAUAUUUAGUACGGCUUUGUCUACGGCGAUGGUGUUGUGUUCUCAAGGGAUUAUGAACGGUCAGAUGACGGUUGGGGAUUUGGUGAUGGUGAAUGGUCUUCUCUUUCAGCUGUCUCUUCCUCUUUACUUUCUCGGUGGUGUUUACCGCGAAACGGUUCAGGGUCUUGUGGAUAUGAAGUCUUUGUUUCAGUUGCUUGAGGAAAGAUCUGAUAUUGGAGAUAGAGAUGCAGACGCAAAGCUUCCUUGUCUUGCUCUGAAAGGUGGGAGCAUUCGGUUUGAGGAUGUUCAUUUUAGCUACCUGCCGGAGAGGAAGAUCUUAGAUGGGAUCUCGUUUGAGGUACCGGCAGGGAAGAGUGUGGCUGUUGUAGGUAGUAGCGGAAGCGGCAAGUCGACGAUUCUUAGAAUGAUUUUCAGAUUCUUUGAUACUGAUUCUGGAAAUGUAAAGAUUGAUGGUCAGGAUAUAAAGGGUGUUAGACUAGAUAGUCUUCGAAGCUCCAUUGGAGUUGUCCCUCAAGAUACUGUACUAUUCAAUGACACAAUAUAUCACAACAUUCACUAUGGAAACCUCUCAGCAACAGAGGAAGAGGUCUACGACGCAGCUAGGCGUGCGUCGAUUCACGACACGAUCAUGAACUUCCCGGAGAAAUAUAAAACAGCGGUUGGAGAAAGGGGGUUGAUGCUGAGUGGUGGAGAGAAACAAAGAGUGGCACUCGCUCGCGCGUUUCUGAAAUCGCCUGCCAUUUUAUUGUGCGAUGAAGCGACGAGUGCCUUGGACAACAAAACAGAGGCAGAGAUAAUGAAGACGCUGAGGUCGUUGGCGAGUAACAGGACUUGCGUUUUCAUUGCACACAGGCUGACCACUGCGAUGCAGUGCGAUGAGAUCAUUGUAAUGGAGAAAGGUAAAGUUGUUGAGAAGGGGACGCACGAAGAGUUGUUGAAGAAAUCAGGAAGAUACGCCGAUUUGUGGAUACAACAAAACAGUACAGUGGAGGGUUGAAUCUUAAAGCAAGAGCCCGGGUGUUGACUUGACAUAUUUGUGAUUCUUGUCUUCUUAUCUUUUACGCAAAAUUUUGAAUAAUUAUUUGCAGAUAUAAUUGUUUGUAAUCAUGUACAACAGAAAAUAAAACUGUUUGUAACCUUGUAACAAGGAAAAUAUUUUGUAGUAGUAGAGGCACCGAACCUAUUUGUUUGGUUUGUAA
Messenger RNA from Brassica oleracea var. oleracea, 2407 nucleotides. RefSeq names its product ABC transporter B family member 23, mitochondrial. NCBI's taxonomy places the organism in Eukaryota, Viridiplantae, Streptophyta, Magnoliopsida, Brassicales, Brassicaceae. Gene Ontology annotation, biological process: intracellular iron ion homeostasis; transmembrane transport. The transcript is spliced from 3 exons. The record is from RefSeq and is a predicted model, not a curated record. The coding region runs from base 115 to 2205 and encodes 696 amino acids. Gene Ontology annotation, molecular function: ATP hydrolysis activity; ABC-type transporter activity; ATP binding. Gene Ontology annotation, cellular component: mitochondrial inner membrane.